CUACAAUUUCUUUUUAUCCCAACACGUUCUUAAAAAUUCAAAACUUCUCAGCCAUAAACUCAACAGACUCCACCACUCUCCAUUGCAACAAGAUAAGCCCUCUCUCUCUCCCUCUCUUCACAUUUCCCAAUGGUCUUAUCACUUCACUCUCACUCCACUUCCAUCAACACACACCUCUCUUUCCUCUUCCACCGUCCCAACCGCCACCUUCACCCACCGCACCACCUCAAACUCCGGCGACACUUCUCCGUCACAACCGCCGUCGCCAACAACUCAACUUCUUCAAAUCAGCAGCCUCGAACUCUCUUCCCAGGCGGUUACAAGCGCCCGCAGAUCAAAGUGCCAGCUCUCGUGCUCCAAUUGAAUCCACAGGAUGUGCUAGUACAAGACAAUAGAGAUGUGCUGAGCUUGAUCGACGACGCCGUUUCGAAGAAUUGGAUCGGAAUUGUGGUGCUUAAUGACGGCGGUGAUGCAAGUGGCGGGAAAAUGUACGAAGCGGCGUGUUUGUUGAAGUCGUUCAUAGGAGGGAGAGCGUAUUUGUUGCUCUCGGAGCGUGUCGAUAUCGCUGCCGCUGUUAAUGCUAGUGGCGUCCUUCUCUCGGAUCAAGGUCUUCCUGCUAUAGUGGCUAGAAAGACGAUAACAGAUGCGAAAUUUGAAUCUGCCGUUCUUCCAUUGGUUGCAAGGAAUGUGCAAACUCCAGUUGCGGCUGAAAAUGCUUCUAACUCUGAAGGCGCUGAUUUCCUAAUAUAUAAUGUUGAUGGAAGAAAGCCUCUUGACGAAGUGGUUGAUACUGUGUUUGGGCGUAUUAAAAUUCCAAUUUUUAUCUUGACCAAUACAUUGAAGGAUGAUGAGUUGUUUGGCGAAGCAUCAAGAUUGAUGAAAGCAGGAGCUAGUGGAUUAGUCAUUUCGCUGAAUGAAUUGAAGGUGUUAAGUGAUGAUGUUUUGUACAAAAUGUUUAAGAGUGUAAAUUUAUCAAAAAAGAGACAACAGGAAAUAUUGCCCAACUUGGCUGACAAGCUCAGAACUAAUGAUGCUAGUAAUGGCUCUUUUGUAAAGGAGGGGGUGGUUGGUUUUGUUAACCUGGAGGAUAAAGUACAGAAACUUAUGGAGAGAGAGAAAUCUGUGUUGACUGAAGCUAUAGAUGUUAUUAAGAGAGCUGCACCACUGACGGAUGAAGUCUCACUUCUCGUUGAUGCUGUUUUGCAACUAGAUGAGCCAUUUUUACUGGUUAUAGUGGGUGAGUUCAACUCCGGGAAGUCAACUUUCAUAAAUGCCCUUCUCGGAGAAAAAUACUUGCAAGACGGGGUUGUCCCUACAACAAAUGAGAUCACAUUCUUACGAUAUUCUGGUUUAGAUUCCAGUGAGCAGCAACGCUGUGAGAGGCAUCCUGAUGGUCAGUUUGUAUGCUACUUACCUGCUCCAAUACUUAAAGAGAUGAUAAUUGUUGAUACGCCAGGGACAAAUGUAAUACUUCAAAGGCAACAACGUCUUACUGAAGAAUUUGUGCCCCGUGCAGAUUUGCUUCUCUUUGUUAUAUCAGCUGAUCGCCCUUUGACCGAAAGUGAGGUUACUUUUCUUCGUUACACUCAGCAGUGGAAGAAAAAAGUAGUGUUUGUGCUAAAUAAAUCUGACAUAUAUCAAAAUGCCACGGAGCUUGAAGAAGCUAUAUCAUUUAUCAAGGAGAACACCAAGAGGUUACUUAACACUGAACAUGUGACAUUAUAUCCUGUAUCUGCACGGGCUGCUCUUAAAGCCAAACUUUUAGCUUCCUCUAAUGUUCACAAUAAAAAUGAGGAAAUCUCAGUAGAUCAUUCUCAACAGCGAACAAGUGGCUUCUAUGAGCUUGAAGAGUUUUUAUUAAGUUUCCUAGAUGGGUCGACGAGUACCGGAAUCGAAAGAAUAAAGCUUAAGCUUGAAACGCCUAUCAGGAUCGCUGAGCAACUACUCGCAGCCUGUCAGAUACAAACAAUGCAAGAUUAUCAGCAAGCCAAACAGGACUUAAUGUCUGUUAAUGAACUACUUGGCAGUGUUGAAGAUUAUGCACAGAAGAUGGAAAGUGAGAGCAUUUUGUGGAGAAGGAAAACUUUGUCUCUGAUUGAUGAUACAAAAUCACGAGCUUUGAAGCUUACAGAAUCAACACUAGUGAUAUCGAAUAUUGAUAUUGUCACAACUUACGUAUUCAGAGGAAAUAAAGGUGCUCUAGUGCCUGCUGCCUCAGUGAUUCAGAAUGAUAUCAUAGGUCCUGCACUCUCUGAGGCACAAAAACUCCUGGGAGAUUAUGUAACAUGGCUACAAUCAAAUAAUGCUCGUGAAGGAAGAUCAUAUUUGGAGUCCUUUAAGAAAAAAUGGCCUUCCAUUGUCAAUACUGAGAAUCUUGUAGAGUUGGAGACUGAUAAUUUUUUGGGUAGAAAAUAUGAGCUGAGCAGAGAAGCAAUAGAAAGCUUUAAUGCUGCAGCAGCUUCAAAAUUGUUUGAUCAAGAAGUCCGUGAAGCAUUCAUUGGAAGUUUUGGGGGACUGGGAGCAGCUGGUUUAUCGGCAUCACUUCUGACAUCUGUUCUACCAACCACAUUAGAGGAUCUUCUUGCUCUCGCCUUAUGCUCAGCUGGAGGGUUGUUAGCCAUCUCCAAAUUCCCGGCACGAAGACAACUGGUGGUUGACAAAGUGAAAAGAACUGCUGAUGCCUUGGGAAGGGAACUUGAAGAAGCCAUGCUGAAGGAUCUGGUGGAAACAACAGAGAGUUUGAAAAACUUUGUAAAACUCAUUGGUAAACCAUAUCAAGAUUUGGCACAACACAGGCUGGAAAACCUCUUAGCUACACAAGAAAAGUUAAGUAGCAUGGAGAGCACUAUUAAAACUCUACAGAUAGAAAAUCAAAAUUUACAUAUAUCAUGACUGCAUAUGCAUAGGGGAUAAUUGCGUGCACACAUAAUGUGUGAAUGCUAUGACGAAGUAAGCAGUUGUAACGGUAAUGUAUCUGCUUUUAUUUUUUUUGUUUCACCUUUUUGACGUGUACAGCCUGCAAGUUGCAUCUAGGAAGGGGAACAAGUAAUAAAUAUCCUUUAUUACGUGGUUA
Molecule: messenger RNA, 3073 nt
Organism: Daucus carota subsp. sativus
Lineage: Eukaryota; Viridiplantae; Streptophyta; Magnoliopsida; Apiales; Apiaceae
Product: probable transmembrane GTPase FZO-like, chloroplastic
Exons: 11
Coding region: 130-2892 (920 amino acids)
Biological process (GO): thylakoid membrane organization
Cellular component (GO): chloroplast membrane
Molecular function (GO): GTP binding
Source: RefSeq, a predicted model, not a curated record